Molecule: messenger RNA, 1971 nt
Organism: Haplochromis burtoni (Burton's mouthbrooder)
Lineage: Eukaryota; Metazoa; Chordata; Actinopteri; Cichliformes; Cichlidae
Product: tyrosine-protein kinase CSK
Exons: 13
Coding region: 543-1898 (451 amino acids)
Biological process (GO): adherens junction organization; protein phosphorylation; regulation of Fc receptor mediated stimulatory signaling pathway
Molecular function (GO): protein binding; ATP binding; protein tyrosine kinase activity
Source: RefSeq, a predicted model, not a curated record
AGUAGCGCAGAGCGAACUUGACUCAAAUUAAGUUUAAUCCUUUUUAAUUACUCACCGCGAUUUUACUGAGUAAUACUUAUCGCCGUGGCGGGAGUUUUUAUUUCUCCCUCUAAACGGAAGGACGACACAAAAGAGGCGAUACAUCUGUGGAAGUUUACUUUGUUUUGCUGUCUUUUUUCAUUUAUAGGUCUGUUUUGUAAAUAGUCUUGACUGGAGACGCAUCAACGCCGCUGCCUGUUGUUUUUAGUCGAGUUUCGUUUGGUGCCGUUCAAGUUUUCUGAUCACCUGAGACAGUUUUCACUUCUUCCUCAUCAGGACUGGAUGUGUUUUGCGCUUCAGCAUCGACUGUCGGUUAUUUAUUGCGUGAAUGGCAAACUGUGCUCUCCUGUAGAAGGAAAAACAAACGUGCGGAAUCACCUGUAAGCGCUUCAAAUCGGCUGCUUUUACCUGCAAACAGGUACUGCGUGCGCGCGUGUGUGUUUACCAGCUCUAAUGGUAGGAGCUAGCAAACCUCACCUGUGAGAGGAUCGAACCGCCUCACCAUGACAGAGGUCCAGAACCCAUGGCCGCAGGGCACAGAGUGUGUGGCCAGGUAUAACUUCAAAGGCACAACAGAGCAGGACCUGCCCUUUAACAAAGGAGACGUGUUGACUAUCAUUGUUGUCACAAAGGAUCCAAACUGGUACAAGGCUAAAAAUUCUGCAGGCCGCGAGGGAACGAUCCCAGCCAACUAUGUCCAGAAAAGGGAAGGUGUGAAAAGUGGGGGAAAGCUGAGUCUAAUGCCAUGGUUUCAUGGCAAGAUAACUCGGGAUCAGGCGGAGCGGUUGCUUAACCCCCCUGAGACAGGCCUGUUCUUGGUGCGGGAAAGCACUAACUUCCCUGGCGACUACACUCUGUGUGUGAGCUGCGACGGUAAGGUGGAGCACUAUCGCAUCAUCUACCACAACGGCAAGCUCACCAUCGAUGAAGAGGCCUAUUUUGAAAACCUCAUGCAGCUUGUAGAGCACUACACCAAAGAUGCUGAUGGCCUCUGCACCAAACUAAUCAAGCCAAAGCUGGAGGAAGGGACGGUGGCUGCGCAGGAUGAAUUUUCCAGGAGUGGCUGGUCGUUGAGCAGAAAAGACCUCAAGCUGCAGCAGGUUAUUGGAAAAGGAGAAUUUGGAGAUGUGAUGGUGGGAGACUACAGAGGGACCAAAGUAGCUGUGAAGUGCAUCAAAAACGACGCCACAGCGCAGGCCUUUAUUGCAGAGGCUUCUGUCAUGACGCAACUACGGCACGAUAACCUGGUACAGCUGCUUGGAGUGAUUGUGGAGGAGAACGGAAGUCUUUUUAUAGUUACUGAGUAUAUGGCAAAGGGCUGUUUGGUUGACUAUUUACGUUCCAGAGGCCGGACAGUACUUGGUGGAGAAGCUCUCCUACAUUUUGCAUUAGACGUCUGUGAAGCCAUGGCGUAUCUGGAGACCAAUAACUUUGUUCACCGAGACUUAGCCGCACGAAACGUUCUCGUGUCAGAGGACAACAUGGCUAAAGUCAGUGAUUUUGGCUUGACCAAGGAGGCCUCUUCCACUCAGGAUACCGCUAAGCUCCCCGUGAAGUGGACGGCACCUGAAGCACUGAGAGAAAAGAAAUUUUCCACCAAAUCAGAUGUUUGGAGCUACGGUAUUUUGCUGUGGGAGAUUUACUCUUUUGGCCGAGUUCCUUAUCCGAGAAUUCCAUUAAAGGAUGUAGUGCCUCGAGUGGAGAAAGGCUACAAAAUGGACUGUCCUGACGGCUGUCCUGAAGUCGUGUAUAACAUCAUGAAACAGUGCUGGAACCUGGAUCCCGCCGCCCGACCAAGUUUUCAGAUGUUGAAAGAGUGGAUUCAGCAUAUCACCCAAGGGAUGGGAAAAAGACAAUGAGUGAUCUGACAAAACAGACACAACAUAGAUCCUCUUUUUUCAUUUUGACCACUGAGACCAUAACUGUGGAAUU